Molecule: messenger RNA, 13925 nt
Organism: Ceratina calcarata
Lineage: Eukaryota; Metazoa; Arthropoda; Insecta; Hymenoptera; Apidae
Product: centrosomal and chromosomal factor
Exons: 1
Coding region: 739-2352 (537 amino acids)
Source: RefSeq, a predicted model, not a curated record
ACGAAUGAUACGGUGAAGAAGGCGUAGAGAUACAGCAAGAUCGCAAAAGGGAAAGAUCGAUGUUGCAAGGAAGCCGGUGUCGAGCGAGUCACGGCCGGCGGCGUUCGAAUUCGUAGUCGCUUGUAUAUAAGCUCUUUACCCACGACUUAUUUUUCCCUUUCCUCUCGCGAAAUAUGCGAUAACGCUGUUUUACUCGUGUACAUUGGGGGCUUCCGCCUCGAGGGUUUUCCUCGGUGUUGGAUAUAAUAGCUGACUGGUCCAACCCUUGGAUAAGGCGACCCUCUCGCUCUCUUUCUCUCGCAAACACCAUGAAUCGCAUCGUUCCACCUCGACUCGUACCCAAGGUGUGCCCGUGACAGCUAGAACUGCUGUGAUCAUUGAUACACGGCCCCGUCGUAAAUACGAUUGAACGGACGAAGACGAAAGGCCGAGGAGCGAGGAAGAGGGACAGACAAGGAGGAGAGUACGAGCACAGAGGGUCAAAGUCGAGGAGGGGAAUAAAGGAAAAGGAAAUUGCCGGAGGAUCGCGAAGUUCGCGUCUCCGGUGGUUGCGGCCAGAGAUCGGUAAUCUCAACGCUGGGCGAGACGGAGAGCAACGGAUCGUGGUCGUCAUCGGGGAGAAUAAUUACGAGGAUCCCACGAAAUGAGAGCCUAGCGUUCGAGGUGGGUCGUUGGUCAGCGGGCGCGCAAGAAGGGACGGUUCGCCGGCGGAAGCCUGGAUAGUAGGAGGUUUCCAACAUGGCCGCUGCCUGCUACGAGAAGGAAGUGGUGGUAGGUGCCGCUAUGCACGGACACGGUCAUCACCAUCACCACCACCACCAUCAUCAUCACCAUCACCAUCACGGGAUCGCCGGUGGGUCUGCCGGUUGCGCCGGUGGAGGCGGCGGCGGCGGCGGUACGGCCGCUGCGACGGGCCCGACCAUACAGCAGACCGUCCUGCCGGCCGCAUCGACCGGUAUCCUCGACACCGCCACCGGUGCUGCUGUUGCCGUCGCCGCCGUCGGAUCCGGCUCGAACAACGCGAACGCGAACACGUCGGCCACGGCGACCGCGGCGGCGGUUGCGGCCGCGGCAGCAGCCGCCGCGGUCGCAGUCACCACCUACAAGGACUACUCGCAGCCGCUGCACGUCGACUGCAGCGUCGAGUACGAACUGCCUAGCCAAGCGAAACCGCCGCCCGGCGGAGGCGAGCCGCUCCUGAUGAUACACCCGUGUUACUAUCGACGUGCCGAACGCGAAAGGAGAAGUCCGUUCGUCAACAAUCUGCCGCCGCCGGCAAACGCACCGAUUUCGUCCUCGAGGCGGAGUAGCAGAAGAAGCACCUCAGCCGCCGUCGUCGUCACCGCGGCAGCUGUUUCCUCCGCCGCGUCGUCUAUAGUCGCGGCACCAUCCUCUACUGUCGCCGCCGUUUCUACCUCGAGUUCCGCGUCGUCUUCGAGUUCCGCUGCCGCGGCUGCAGCUGCUGUCCUCUCGGCGACCGCGGCCGCCGCUGUCUCGACCGAGUCCGCCUCGAAUCUCGUGUCGACCACCGGUCAAAUGUCCGCUGCGGCGAUGGCGGCUUCUUAUCGCGCUGCUCUGAACGCUGCCGCGACUCUGUCUCAGCAACAGAGACGUCAACAUCAUCCGCAGCAGCAGCAACAGCAGCAACCGACGCCAGCACCUCCGCCGCCGCCGCCACCGCCGCCGCAACAACAGCAGCAGACGCAUCAUCUUCAUCACCGGUCUCACGCUCAUCCCCUUCACGGUCAACAACAACCGCAACAACAGCAGAGCUCGGUAACGUCGACCACCGCCGGCAACGAGCUGAUCUCUGCCGACGAGAAAGCAGUCAUAUCAGGUAUUUAUCAACACUACUUCCGCGCGAUGCGCGCUCACAAUCAUCAGCACCGACAACAGCAACACCAGCCGCCGUCGCAACAGCAGCAACAGCAGCAUCGGACGGCGCAUCAGCAGCUUCAUCAUCAACCUCACCAAAGCGACCGAAGUUCCUCCGCGUCCGUGACGCCGACCGCGGCCACGUCGAUCUCCGGCAUCCUGCGUCAAACGUAUCAGCAAACGUAUAACGCGAGCAGCACGUCGAGCCACCUCCGGUCCGCCUCGGCGGUCGGUCAUCACCCGUAUAGGCGACCGUCGGCGACGCUGUUGUCGCGAGCGGCCUCGCACAUAGGCCAUCAGGCGUCCUCAUCUUCCUCGUCCUCUUCUUCCUCCUCGACGUCGAUCGGUGCUUCCACUGGCGUUUCCAGCGUGUACGCGAGCACGAUACACAGGCAUCACGCGACUUCGUUGCACGCCCUUCAGGCGGCAGGCUUUUACGAGACGCCCGGUUAUCAUGCGCUUCUGCCGCAGAGUUAGGUGUCCAACGUCAUCAGCCACCGCGAGACCGACCCCGUUCAUGCCGGCGUUCAUUUGUUCACCUGAUCCGGGCUGUAAACCCGGUCCUCUCUCUCUUCUUCCCUGUACGAUCAACUUAUCGUCCACGCACUCGUUAAACAGCAUACGGGUUGGUCGAAAAUUCCGCCUGGUACACACGGGAUACAUCUAUCUCUGCGACCGUACACGCCGACUUCCGCCUAUGUAUAUUCGCCAUAGAACGCGAAUGUAUGUACGUAGACGUAUGUACGCGAACGUACGUACGUGUACGUAUGUACAAUCGUUGACGCAAACGAUCGUACGUGCCGUAUGCUCUCCGUCGUUGGCAGUGGUGUGCGGGUGGCCGGGCGGACGGGCAGAAAGCCACAGAAUAAACACAUGAACGCGCGGGUACACACCACCGUCGUCGCUGUGCCACGCACACAGACGUAUGUUCAAGCCCGGGGACAGAUGGAGGGAACAACGAGACGACUGAAAUGGUCGUCCGAAUGUACGCAUCGACCGAUUCCAUCCACCUGCGAUACGUGCGGUCAGGUAUAGAAAUCCAUUUGCUUAGGCCCCGUAUUAACGACUACCCGGUGCCCGUCUCUGUACGCUUUCUCAGAGCCGGGAGAGAGAUCAUUUGGAAUUCCUGAAACCACUCAUAGCCGGGCAAACACGUCGCGUUUCACCGACGGCCGAACGUCGUACCGUUGAAUCCGCGAGAGCACGUCGCCCGACUACAAUACCGUUCUUAGGGCCUACGAUCGAUACACUCCUCCAAUAUCCUGCCGAUAAUACCCACCCAUAGCAUUAGACGCGUUUUUUAACGACUCCGGCGAUUAGUUCGCUAGAAUCCCAUUAGCCGACGUUAACGUCAUUCCUUAACGAUGCGAGUAAAUUACACGGUGAGCCUCGUUCCAGGUAGAGAUGUGCACGUGCGGGAACGAUCUUUGUCGAAAACCGAGUUCCACGAUUCUAUCCGCAUGGCAGACGAUAGAAAUGCUCCGCGGAUAAUCUCACGACAAUUGCACAAGCGCUUGAUUCGUGUUUGUUUCGUACGCCGGGGUUGACGAGGGUCGUUUCUUCUGUUAAUUCCUCGACCGACAAUCAUCAGAAUCGCAAGUGCCAAACUGCAACGGACGGAACCGCGUUUUAACGGGGUGCGACCGACGGGGACUUUGCCAAACAAAGAGCGCGUGUGUGCGCUUCUUUUUCUUUCUACUUUUCGUUUCGCGGAGCACAUACAGGAAAUGACAGACAGUGUGCUGCGUCGCAAGGGAUCGCGUUCGUCCUUCUCCAACGUGCCUCUCGCUCGCGGCUCGAGACGGGUCGGGAGAGAAAGAGAAGCGUCUCUAGAAAGCCGUGGUCCGAGAGCCCGAGCCAGGGCAGCGGCAGGAUUUCUUCUUUUUUGUCCUGCGCCCUUUUCAAAGAGCGCGCUCAAGGAGAAACGGACGGGGACCGUAUUUCGUUACACGGUAACGAUCGAUCAACGUGACCGCACGACCGCACCGGCGGUACGGGCGAGCCGUGGCGAAGCGAGACGAAGCGAGGCGAGGCGAAACGAGACGACGGGCUCGGUUCCGAGGGACGACGACGACGACGACGACCAGAACCAGACGCGAAGGGGGCGCGGUCAAGAUGGGGAGAUCGCCUGCUGGAGAGACGAAACCGAGGCUCUCCGGCUGCACACGCACCAGGAUACGUCUAGAACGAUCGGCGACUCAGCUGCUCCGGAGCACGCGAUCCCGAGAGUUCGAGAACAGGGGGUAUAUCACAAUGGGAGCGAGAUUCUCUUCGGGGAAAAGAAAUUCAUCUGUUAUCAAUCUACGGCUCGGGACGACGAUUUUCGACCUGUUUCCCUUGUGAGAGGGCAAGACUCGAAAACGAUCGAGCAUUAAGAAAAUCAGCCAUAGGGAAAACGUAACACGAUGAAAAACGGAUGGAGAAUCCUUGUCCCGAGCUGUAUGCUCUUCGUUUCGUUUGAACUUCUACGGAACGAGUUCCCAACGAACUUGAGAAAACCCACUUGGCAAAUGUUCGGUUCAUCUGUUUGAUCUAUGAGGGAUCGUAGCAAUCAACGGUUCUUGAAUAUUUCAAGUGGCCGAAUUAAGCAUUCGCCGAGGGGCCUCAGAUUUGUAUGGAUACGUAGACGACGUAAAACGUAGACGCUUCGGUCGUUAUCGCGCUCGCGUUCACUUAAAAAAUUGCCAGGUUCCUCGAAACGACGAACUCGAAAAGUACGAGUCGACCAUCGUCCGUAGUCAGAGUAAUGACUAGUUUCUAGACGGCGCGGUGAAACCGCUGUUUGUCAGUGAUGCGAUCGGGGAGGGACGUUCCCGGGAAACUUAGAUACCACGUUACGUGGGAUGGCAAAAGUAAAAAGUCACGGGAGGCACUUUGGCGCGUUCGAUAAGAGGAUAGGGUAUCGAUCCCAAUAAAUUUCGUUCCGUGAACUCGUGUCAAACCCCACCUACCACACGGCUGACUUUUAACAACCUGUUCCCCUUGCUCUUUUCCGUUUCUCGCUCGAACCCCGAAGGGCGCGACGGCGGCCGACGCGACGCUGCGAAAGGACGUUUAUUUUUGUAGGAAAAACUCGCGUAUUUUUGAGAUUCCUGGAAGUGGACCGGGAGAGGAGGAAAAAAAUGCAAGGCUCCGCGACGUCGGGAGAGAUGAAACGAGAAAAGUUUCUGACUCGCGCGAGCACGUCGUUUGGUUGCUCGGUAGAAUCACGGACGCCUCUAUUGACAGCGAAAUACGAUGGUAUCGUAGACGUAGAUCGGCCGGCAGAGGGUUAAACUUCGUCCACUGAUAGAUAUUUAUACGACGUGGAAGGAAGGAGGGCAUUAUUGUGCCUCGUUGAAACCCCCGUCGAACUCGUUAUAUAAUGUGACGUCGACAUUAGGUAAUUAGGAAGCGUCGCAAGCAGAAACGUUGGCCAGUCUCUGUCUUUGAAAAGGUUUCACCGGUUAGUUUGUUCGGUUUCCUACGUUCGUUUUCGCCGUUCGACUCGGCGGACAGUGAGAAAUCCGUCGGGACGUUAUUUUUACGAUUUUCCCGGUCCCAACUGUUGGUCGUACACGCAGGGUGUCCCGCCUAAUCGUCUGUCUCGUGACGUGACGCAAACGACUAAGUACGUGCCGUUAAUGCUUUCCCACGAACUCGGCUGACGAACUGAAAUUUUCACAACGCUCGCUCUCGAAAUCGUGCGUUCACACGCCGAAUUCUAAUUCGUGAAGGCUGCCGCGUAUCACGGAAAUUUCCCAGUUUCGCGGUUGUUUUCGGUAAAUUCGUCGUUGAGAGUUCGCCGAGCCGACGAUCUCGCUCACCCUUCGCCGUCCAUCUCGACCGAGCGUUUCCGCCCCGGUGUUUUUGCUCGUUCAAAGGGAACGAACCUCUUAGCGGCGAAGUAGAGGGAAGCUAAACGGAUACGGGGGCCUAAAUACAGUUACUCUCUUUUGGAACCGACGUAUCAUCGACGGAACGAGCUUUCCCCUUUUCCCGUCUCUCCUCGUUCGCGAGCAAUUCGAUAGACCGCGGGAUUAAUUUCUUUGUCGUUUAAAAUCAAUUCCGACGGAUCGCACGACACUUUUAACAGCAAUAACAUCUUCGAGGAAACGAGAAUUGAAAAUUAAAGAGAAACGACAGUGGGGGGAGAACAUCGACGCAACGUUUCAUGCCCCUUCCGUUCUGUCGGCAUUUUUCUUGAGCUUCCUCGUAAUCGGCCAUCAGCUCACAUACUUCCAUACGUAACGCGUUUCAUACUCCUCUCGUAUAAUUCCGUCUCGUAGAUCUGUGAACCCGCUUGCCAUGCAAAGGGUACGCUCGUAGAAUUCGAUUGUCGUCGUCGGUGUGUCGAAGGAGAGAAAAAGGAAGGACGAACGAAACUCUCUUUCGCUUGGGCAUUGUAAACGAUGAGACGCAUAUACGCACGGUCGAACGUCAACCAGAAUCGAUACCAUCGGUAGUCUCGCGCCUUUCAAAUUUUUCCUCUCGCGUAUAUCGCGAAGAUCGACGAACGUGCCUCUCCGCCGUAUCCACUGACCGAUUCCCGUGACGAAGUUCGAAGCCGAAUUUAUUCCGUGUGCCAAAAAGCACUUUCUGCGUCUUCGACGACGAGCUCUGCUCGAGAAAUCUGUGCCACCUCGGCUGCGACUUUUUGCCUCUACUAAAUGAUAAGAUACAGGACCACCCCAGUCACAGGGCUAAAUGGGCAGGGCGCAAGCCUUUUACGGGCGACUAUUUUUAUUGUUGUUAUAUUUUUUUGUUAUUAUUUGUUAUUUUUAUCAAAAAUCAUGACGACAAUAACCAAAUAACCUAUUCUAAAGGAAAUAUAAAAUGUUAUAUGUAUGCGUAUCUUUGUUUUUGAGUUUGCUAAUAAAUGUAUGUGUUCUUAGAAUUUCCCCGGUGAUUUAUAUUAGUCUAUUGUAUCAAUGAAAUACGUUCGAUUUUGAUUCGGUUCGCGCCAGUUUUCCAUACUUUCGUAUAACUUUCCCGAUCACCCAGCUCGGGUUAGCCAUCCCGUGUAUUUUCUUACGAAGAGUGGCGAAUCGUUUUUAGUAGCCCACGGGUGACGAAUAUCUUAGGACGGCCCUGAUAAGAUAAAGACAAUUGUAGCGACGGUAGCUGACAGAAAAAGACGAGCGCCGUUGUCAAACGUUUUUCAAUAUACUUUCCUUUCCGUGUACUAUUAGCUAUCGCAUUUAGACCGCGUGUAUCCCAGGUGAAACCGGCGUGUUCUGCCCGUUUAUCGUUGUUACUAUCUCUGAGGAGAAAAAAGCUACGAGGGCAUUACGUAAAGGGAAUAUUGAACGACUUUCCGUGCAUCUUCUCUAUAUAGGGGAGAUAACGCGAUAGAGGCGAUACUCUUCACGUUGCUUACGGUCACAGUCCUCUCUCUGAAAACACACGUGCUCCGAACCCAGUUCUUUCCUCGCGUCCGAUUCCUCCGCUGCUCUCCUCACGAAUCCGGUCGGUGCGUACAAGGUUUUAAGAAAAAAAAUAAAGAACUCUUUUACAACGUCGAUUCGACGAACUGAUCGACGUAAAAAUGGGCAACACAGGAAUUUAGCGAUCGGUUUCUUUCCGAUCGUACACACGAUAUCGUAUGCUCGAUUUUCACAUGGUUCCGAUCAGUAGAACGUUCCGUUGCACGUAUACAGGGUGUCCCAGAAAAAGUUUCAGAGUCGAGGAGAGGCGAUUCUGUAAGUAUUUCUGAACAACAAUUUCCUUUGCCGAAAUGCAAAGUGAGGCAUGGUUUUUAAAUUAUUAACGAAAUCGCGCUCAGCCACGGCAGUAGUGGCUCGAAUCGUGGCGCUCGGCAGUUGGUCAGCGCAGGCCUUACGCGCGCUCUCAUUGGUCAGUGUUUUUCAUCAGUAAUUCAAAAACCAUGCCUCAUUUUGCAUUUUACCAAAGGAAAGUAUUGUUCAGAAAUCAUUCGUUUUCGACUGUAACACUUUUUCUGAGACACCCUGUAUACCUCCGCGAUUCCAACCGUAGGACACGCUGGAUCUAACGUUGAACGCAGUGGGCACAGCGCACACACGACGCGAACACGUGCGUAACCUAUCACGAAGAAAAGGAAAUAAUACACGGCAUGUGCGGUCUUUCCGGUCAUCUCUUUUUAUUUAACGUUGCAUUCAGCGAACGCAUUUGUACCACCGCCGAGGCGAUUAUUUUUUCCCCUUCGAUUCACCUUUACCUCUUCUCUCAUAUUUCCGUCUCUUUUAUCCUCGUAUCGGUUCCGCGAAAAAUCCUCCCCGUUGUCUCGCGUCGCGCUCUUUGCAGCCCGACGCAGGAACGGUGUAACAUUUACUCUGUAAUAAAGAGUCGAGAAAAGACGUGCUUCCUCCUCAAGCGGGUACGAAGAGUAAAAAAAAAAGAAGUCUGGCAUCAAAUAUUUUGUCCUACGCCGCGCGUUUAACGAACUAAUACGUAAAAGAAUAUACGGUCAAGCUUAUUCCUCGUGUGCAUCGCGUCGCGUUUUGACGGAGAGAGAGAGAGAGAGAGAGAGCGAGAGAGAGAAGUGUAUGAAGAAAGACAGAAUCUGUGCUCGAACGUGCCUCGCCCUCCGCUGUACGGAGCGAGCCAAGAAAAAUUGCUGUCUGAAACGAUCUAUUAUCCACUGGAGCCUUGAAAAAAUACAUGAAUGCAUCCAUUCGACGAGCCUCGUCCAAUACAAAAUUAUAGUACGUAACGAGUUAUUUUAGAUAGCGAUUCUUAUUGGCUCGCCCUGUAUACGAAUGUACUUUUGUGCGUAUACAGUAUACAGUAGACGCGUACCGGAUAAAAGCUCGAUUCACGUUCGACGGGUAACGCGAAGAGACAGAGAGAAAAAGCGAGAGAGAAAGAAGGAGAGAAUAAAAAAUAUGGUCGGCAGGAGGCGGGUUAAUGAUAAGAGAGCACAAAGUAAAGUGUGUCAGAGAGAGAAAGAGAAAGCUGCCUGUUCACAGAUCUUUCGAAAACGAAAUCGAAUCGGAUCUUCGCCAGAAGGCUGCUUGUUUAGUUUGUACAUAGGUAGUCUCUUGUAUUUACCCGUUUACGUGAAUCGGUCACGACAAAUGGCGCGUGUGUGCGUGUGUGUGUAUGUAUGCGUGUUGCGCGCGCGCGCGUGUACGCUCGCGUGCGUACACCGUCUCGAACAUAGUUCACUACUAUUAACUCGGCCUUAAAAACAAAAUGACGUAAACUGCCUCAAAUAAUUAAUAUAUUAAACGAGCUAGCGCCCUCACUUACACUUCGACUGAGUAAUAAAACGAAGGAGAAACGCCUGAUCCUCUGUACAUAAUUACGUUUAGUAUUAAAGAGAAGGGUGGUCGCGCGGACUCGAGAUCCCGGUGAGCCAGUAGAGAGUUACGCGAUCCGCUAAGUGUGAAAAACGAGCGAAACGAAAAAAGCACGACGAAACGGGGAUUAUAUAGAUAACGAUCGAUCGGCGGUAUAUAACGUGUACAACGCGUGAUGCGUCGGCAGAGAGAAUGAGCGAGCGAGUGGAAGAGAGCGAGAGACGGAGAGAAAGAUGCAGCGUGUGUGCAGAGCGCAUUCCUAAACGAAAAACUAUUCGCAGAGCGAGCGCGUGCAAGAUGAGCGCGGAGUGGGUGGAUCGGAGAAGGAUGAAACGUGGGGGGAGCAUAUCGAUCCAGAACCCGGUAACGUUUAACUCCUCGUUUAUCGUCGAUAGAAUUUGUCCCGUGGAAAGGGGAGAGACGUUCCCCGAUCGGCGAGUGUCCGGUUCGUCGAAGGAUAAAAAUUGACCCUUUUUCCCCGACGUGCCGAAUACUCGACGAGCGCGUUCGCUGGAUAUUUGUAAACGAUACGAAAACGUGCGCCACUGGUGGCCGAAGAACGGUUUGCGAACGAUUUCUAGGCGGAUUUCCCAUGCCGUUCGCGAACACCGUGCGGUUUUACGAACACGCGUGUACGGGGAGCGCGCGUACGUGGCGCACCGUGAACAUCCGGGCGAGAAGGGGGCGAGGGGAGAGAACGGAAGGGCAGCGACAACGGGGAAAAGGGGGACGCGCGGGGGGUCGUCGAGGCCGCGACGAAACAAACGACGAGAUCUCGUUGCUCUCGCGGACGGGAGAUGCGGUUCGGAUAAGCGAGGAGAGACCACUCGAAGGUAGACACGGUCGACGAGAAGGACACGGAGGGACGAGUUCGAAAGAAAGAUUAUUUAGUUUUCGUAUACGCGCGCCGGGCUCGAGGAGGGUGAGAGCCGGGACGACGAGGGACGAGAGAAAAAUUCCGUAGUGGAUAAGCGCUACGUGACGACUCUGUCGACGUCCUCUCGGCUCGAGAAAACGCUUUGGGACGAGACGAUGACGACGAUCGACUCGAACAGGGUGAGCCGAGACGACGACGACGACGACGGAUAGAAAAAUUCCGCGGCGGAUAAACGCCGCGAUCCCUGGCGUCAGAGCCUGUGUAUACUCGCGCACAUAUGCGAGAGCAGAAACGCGUCCUCUCGGCUCGUGAGAACGCGACGGGGCGACGAUGACGAAGACACGUGGACUGCGAGACGUUGCGCGUUUCGAAGGACGGUAGUUCCUGGGUUCAUGUAUUAUACGGGCUCGAAGAAUGUACACGACAAUAAGGAUCGUAGCCGGUCGAACACGAUCCAUACCCCACGAGAGUUAAUCGAGAAACGGAGGAACUCCUACGGCUUUUAUGGCUCCGCUCGUAAAGAUAUACCCAAGGCUUUUUCUGUGGAACUCGGGACCCCUUCGAACACCCGGUCCAGGAACACUGGGGCAGGGACGAUGACGGGGAACGAGUAGAUACACGGGCGAAACGAGCGACCGAGCGAGCGGGUCCAGGUACGCUCCGGCGGUAAAGGUAAAACUAUCUUGCAGGAGGGAUUCUCGAGUGAGCCGGGAGGGCCGACCGCGGCAGGUAGUUGCGCGACCCCGGAAAGCACACGCCGGGCCCCGUAUAAAGACUGACCCGAAGCCAUUUUUGAUCCAUGAUCCUUUCUCUCUCCGUUGCUUCCAGCCGAGACCCCGAAUCACAAUGUGCGCGCUCUUCGCCGUGGGUGGACCUCGUCGCUGCGCGAAUUUUUCUCAGAUCGUCUAUCCUCGACGAGCGAUCUGCCCCUAUCUUUUUCUCUGGGCAGGUCGGAGGACCGGCUCGAGAAGAGAAAGAGGCGGACGAUCGUGUCAGAAUGAAAGGCGCCUGAGAAGCCGCGCUGCUAACAAUGACCCUACCUACCUACCUACCUACCUACCUACCUACCUACCUCUGACACACGAAUUGUUCGUACCUACGUACACCGGCUGAUUCGGCAAAUAGGGCGUACACUAUUUUUUACACACCCGGUUUAGAUCAUUCGUAAUUUGCUCCCAUUUCUCGUUCCUCUGCUUUCCAUUCGUGUGACCCUGUCGCGGUUCGAUCGUAGAUCGUCUCCGAAUUUUAACGUACGAACAGUUUUUUUUCACUGACAGAAGAGUCUGCUCGAGCAUCCUUGUGACCAGUUCAAACGAACAUUUCCGAUACGUACAGUCGCAUGAACUCUAAAUCGCGCGUACCUCGCAGGGGGUUAUUGCGAUCUUUUGAUAGUUCCGAGGGUGAGAUAGGGGAUGGAAAGAAGAGGGUGGAGGGUUCGGUCCUGGAAAGAGCCGCAACGCGUGGCCACGAACGUCCAUGUGUCACGAACCGUCAGGAUAUUACGUCGCUUCACGGGUCUGUCUAUCCACGGAUAGUUCGAAACGAUGGACCACGCCCUCGGCCUCUGCCAUCUCCGCUUUCGAACGAGGACUCUCUCUCUCGAUCGAUCCCUUUCCUCGCGACAAGCUGGCAAAAAUUACCACCGCAAAAGUCGAGCACGAAACGGGACAACCGAAUACGCCCCUGGAGCGACCCGAGGCCUGCCUCCACGGUCAAUCGAUACCAUGCCGUAUGCCUCUGCCGACUUUGACAGCCUCCCGAGACGUUUCUCCCCGUUAUCUCUCCUUUCUCAAUUUUUCCCACCUCCGUUCCCUCCCUCCUAUCCGUCGGCGACGUUCCUCUUCCGUCUUUUCUUUCAAAUUCUUACCGAUGCAUCGUCGUUCCCCGAAUUCCAGAUUCGACAGUACCCGGUGUUUACGAAAAAACCUAUUUGUGAGCAAAUGUGAUUAAAAUCGUGCAAUACCCGUUUCAAUGAAAAGACGUACGAGUCCUAAAGAUCGAACGGAACGACCUGGAUCAUACGUAGAGACGUUGAAUCUUUCUACCGUGCGAGACUCAGCCGGCGUUCGAUGCGAUCGAUUCGUGGCCCCCACGUGCCGCUCGCUUCCUCGUUUCACGUGAGAAGCGUGCGACGUAACGAGCAAUUGUUCACGUACAAUUCUCGGUUCCUCUCGUGAGUUUCGCGAUCAAUCGAAAAGUUCUCCUUCGCCCGUCGUCGUCGUCGUCGUCGUCUGGUCUCUCGCUCGGUUAUUACUCGCCCGGUGCGUGUUUGCUCAGCUCGAUCGUUCGUUUAAAAUUCGAGUCGAUGCGCGUGUUAUUUCUUCCCGUCACGGCGUUGUAGGACUUUCGAGAGCUUUUACGAGGAACGGAGCGCACGUGUGUCCGUCGUGCGUGCAUGUAUCCGAGCCUCUGUGCGUGGCUAUACAGCGAGAAUCAAAACCGAGCGACCCCGGCAACGCGAAUAUGAUAAUUAUCUAUUAAUCUAGUAGAGUGAUUAAGUUUUCCUAACAUUAAUUCUUGUAAAUCUCGUGUUCGUUCGUAGAAAAUUCUUAAGUUGUACAAGAUACGCGUAAGAUUAAGUUCUGCGGCCCCGCGGCGCGCUCGCUUUUGCGUCUCGCUGUACAUACGUACGCGUCGUCGAUUCGGCAAAUUUCAGGGAAUCUGUUACGACACGGGAUUAUUAAAUCGUUCGGCGAGGAGCAAACAUUUGUUCUUUUACAGACGGAUAAUAACGACUGGUUAAAAUUCUUUCUUUACGCGAACCGGUGAUACGCGUGACACGUGUGCGUCCACCUUUCGUGCGAAACGCUCUACGUGCCACCUUGUUUUCCCCGUCGCCGUCGCGUCGACGUUCUCGAACGACCAACGGGGACAUCCUCGAUUCUCUUCCUUUUUUCUUUUCCUUUCGCGAGGGGGUCGAAGCUAGCUAACCAACUACUACUGUAUUAUCGGUAAAAGAAAAUGGCAAAAAAUAAAAAACACAGAACAUACCUACGCAUUUAAGAUAAUGUACAAGUCUCUAGUGUGAUACAUUUCUACGCUUAUUCUCUUAACUGUAGUCAUGAAGUCUAAAGUAAACGAUACCUCGUUGUGGUUUGUAAACGCGGAUUAACAAAAAAAAAAUGGUAAAACGCAAAAAAUACAAGUAAAAACGCAUACGAAUAACGAGUAGCUCUGUAAUAGUAAUUAAAUGGAAGUGACGCAAGGAAGCUUAAGAAAGACGCAUGAGUUACGUAUAAUGAUGUAAAGGGAAAAGACAAACGAUCAAAAAAAAAAUCCGCUUAGGUCGAAAUUAAGAAUUAAAAAAACCGAAAAAAAAAUGCUCGUAAAAGACGCCAAUGUACUCGUAGAAUGGAAUUACUCGGCGGCGAACGUCCUAAUUAAUCGCAACACUUAAAAAAUAUUAAGCGACCGGCAAAAAGAAAAUACCGUUCGACUUAUAAGAAAAAAUAAACACUGGAUAAUAAGGAGACCCAGAAGAGAGAGAGAGAGAGAGAGAGAGAGAGAGAGAGAGCGAGAUCGAGCGAUGAUUUGCGAUGAUCCAAGAAUCGAGUAGAUGAAUGCGCAGUUUCGAAUGAAUGGGCAACUAUUAUAAAGAAGUAACGAAGGUCCACGUGUGGGUCGAACGUGUGUGCAUGUGUGAAUUUACGCGCAGAAGAGUAUUCGAGGAUGUAGUGUUCGGCAUGUACAUAACUCUGUAUAUACGAACGAAUCACUGACUGUACAAUACCACCCAAAUAUAUUUAUAUUUCAUGUUAAAACAACCUCGAUAUAUUCCUCAUUUCUAGUUUUAAAUCGAUGCUAAACAGCCACGAUCGCCGUCGCCAAAUAUGCGUGAUGAAUAAUAAUUAUAUUUUUCCGUCGUUAUGCUCGUUCGAGUUGGUUUUUAUUAAACCUCCUUAUGAAAAUUA